ACCUCAGACUGUGCGGGACGGUGCCGGACCAUCGUAUUCCUCUCAUCCUGAGGAACCUCAGACUGUGCGGGGCAGGGCCGUCCUUUCAACAAAUAAGAGGUUUUCCUGUGUCGUGUGUGGGAUGUGUUUCCGUACUAGAUUCAGUUUUAAUGUUCAUAAAAGAUAUCACACAGAUGAGAAGCCGUAUUCCUGCUCUGAGUGCGGGAAAUGUUUUUCAGUAAAGUCCUAUCUUUCCCAACACAAGAGAUCUCACACGGGUGAGAAGCCGUAUUCCUGUGCUGAGUGUGGGAAAUGUUUUUCAUAUAAGUCCAAUCUUUCCCAACACAAGAGAUCUCACACGGGUGAGAAGCCGUAUUCCUGUGCUGAGUGCGGGAAAUGUUUUUCAUAUAAGUCCAACCUUUCCGUGCAUCAGAGAUCACACACAGGGGAGAAACGAUAUUCUUGCCCUGAGUGCGGGAAGUGUUUCUGUUUUAAUCACAGUCUUACUCUUCAUAGAAAUACUCACACAAGACAAAAGCCAUAUUCCUGCCCUGAGUGCGGGAAGUCUUUCCACACUAAAUACAGAAUGAUUGAACAUAAAAGGUCUCACACAGGUGAGAAGCCGUAUUGCUGUCCUGAGUGCGGGAAAUGUUUUAGUUUGAAAAACAAUUUUGAUGCACAUAAAAGAACUCACACGGGUGAGAAACCGUAUUGUUGUCCUGAGUGCGGGAAAUGUUUUUCACAGAAGUCCAAUCUUACCUUGCAUCAGAGAUUGCACACGGGGGAGAAGCCGUAUCCCUGCCCUGAGUGCGGGAAAUGUUUUACACUAAAAUCACAAUUUGUUUUACAUCAGAGGAUCCACACGGGGGAGAAGCCGUAUUCCUGUCCUGAGUGCGGGAGAUGUUUUUCACAGAAGGGCUCUCUUUCCGACCAUCAGAGAUUGCACAAGGCUGAGAAGCCGUAUUCCUGUCCUAGGUGCGAGAAAUGUUUUAAAACUAAGUCUGAUCUUGUCUCGCAUGUGAGAUUUCAAACAGAGGUAGGUUCACUGUCCUCUUCUGAUUGGAGGAGGUGUAACCCACAGAAGUCCUCUGUUUACAGUCAUCUAAAAUUGGACACAGAGGAGAAUGAACUUUCCUGGUCUGACUGAGGGAAAUUUUCCGCACUGAAGUCCUGUCUUCCUGUACAUCAGGGGUCCCACACAACCCUUGAGGUGUAUUAGUGAGUGCGGGAAAU
Messenger RNA from Rana temporaria (common frog), 1212 nucleotides. Its product is annotated as gastrula zinc finger protein XlCGF17.1-like. Gene Ontology annotation, biological process: regulation of transcription by RNA polymerase II. The coding region runs from base 122 to 1126 and encodes 334 amino acids. The record is from RefSeq and is a predicted model, not a curated record. The transcript has a single exon. Lineage: Eukaryota; Metazoa; Chordata; Amphibia; Anura; Ranidae. Gene Ontology annotation, cellular component: nucleus. Gene Ontology annotation, molecular function: DNA-binding transcription activator activity, RNA polymerase II-specific; RNA polymerase II cis-regulatory region sequence-specific DNA binding.